AUGGAUGUUGACAAAUGGGAUUACCUCUUACGUGACAGCCUUUAUGCGGGUUUAGGCCACGGCUCCGGGAUCCUAGAACUUGAAAGAUUCCUCCUAUUCUAUCGACCAGCUCCGUUUUAUGAGUCUUCCUUUGAAAAUACCGACUCAGCUGACACCGGCUCCUUGAACAAACGAAUAGAUCAAUCUUUAUGUAGCCCAUUAUCUCUCGAUGAACCAGAGAUAUCAUAUGUUCCUCCUUGUGACCGAAACCACUAUUCUGAAGCCUUUAAUUUUAGAUCACUUAACAUCCCCACUUAUUGUUCUCCUCAAGUCAUGCGGAAAGAAUACAAAAGGAUUAGAUCACUCUCUAACCUUCCUGCUCCAAGUUUUGCUACCGAAGAAGCAAGGGCACCAGAGGUGAUUUGGCAUAUGUCAAUCCUUGCGAGUGAGCUGGAGAAUGUACAGCGCAUGUUCAGCCUGCGACUACACUUGCAUCGCCGUCUCUAUCAGCACAAAGCCGUUGUGUCUAUUCAGGUAUCCAUAUUUUAA
Messenger RNA from Protopolystoma xenopodis, 528 nucleotides. NCBI's taxonomy places the organism in Eukaryota, Metazoa, Platyhelminthes, Monogenea, Polystomatidea, Polystomatidae. The record is from the annotation of a GenBank genome assembly.